Molecule: messenger RNA, 453 nt
Organism: Racocetra fulgida
Lineage: Eukaryota; Fungi; Glomeromycota; Glomeromycetes; Diversisporales; Gigasporaceae
Source: the annotation of a GenBank genome assembly
AUGAUACAAAAAAAAGGUGGACAAUAUCUUUCUGAAUGUUAUAUCAAUAAUAAAAGUCCUUUACAAUGGAAAUGUGCCAAGUUUCAUGAAUGGAAAUCUGCUUUAUGUGAUAUAAAAAAAGGUAGAUGGUGUCCACAUUGUGCAAAAUGUUUUAAACUUAAUAUUGGUAUUACUAAAAAAAUUGCAUUUAAAAAAGUAGAUACUCGAAGAGUUGGUUUAGAUUUAGCUAAAAAUAUAGCUCGAUCUAAGAAUGGCGAAUAUUUAUCAGAUGAGUAUAUUAAUAUUCAUACUCCAUUGCAAUGGAGAUGUAAUGCAAAACUUUCUAUUGAGGAAGCUAGAAAAAUUGCGACUAAAAAUAAAGGAUUAUGUCUUUCUGAAACAUAUAAUGGUGCGCAUAUAAAAUUAAAAUGGCAGUGUGAAAAAAAGCAUGAAUGGUAUGCAACCUUGGAUAAG